This is a messenger RNA of Topomyia yanbarensis, 5301 nucleotides long. RefSeq lists its product as uncharacterized. Gene Ontology annotation, biological process: DNA integration. The record is from RefSeq and is a predicted model, not a curated record. Gene Ontology annotation, molecular function: nucleic acid binding; zinc ion binding. NCBI's taxonomy places the organism in Eukaryota, Metazoa, Arthropoda, Insecta, Diptera, Culicidae. Bases 1 to 5301 code for a protein of 1766 amino acids. The transcript has a single exon.
AUGCCUGCUGCGUCGAAACAGAAGCUGCCACCACUGAAGUCACUGCAGACUAAACUUCGCGGACUACAAACGUCGUUCAACAACAUGUACCGGUUUAUGCAACAAUACCGCGUCGAUACUAAGGCAGUGGAGGUCAACGUUCGACUAGAGCAACUGGAUCGAUUGUGGGACAAGAUGAACGAGGCUAUCGACGAUGUAGAGUCUCACGAUGAAGCACCCGAUGAUACGGAAGGUUUCGUUAAAGAUCGGAUCGACUUUGAAAAUCGGUUCUACGAAUUGAAAUCGUUUCUAGUCGAUAAAAUUAAGGAAGAGUGUGACACAAGUGCACUCAAUCAGACUACUCGCUCUCUCGAUAAUAACCCCCCCGGUUCCACUCACCAUGUACGAUUGCCCCAAAUAACUCUGCCUAAAUUUAGUGGUAAAAUUGAUGAAUGGCUUACGUUUCGGGUUCUUUAUACAUCACUUAUACACUGGCAGGCAGACCUUCCCGAAGUAGAAAAAUUUCACUACCUACGCAGUCAAUUAGAGGGAGAAGCAUUAGCCAUCAUCGACUCUCUACCCCUUACCAAAGCAAAUUAUGCUGUAGCAUGGGAACUGUUAACAAAGCGAUACUCGAACACGAAGGUUCUUCGCAAACGUCAGGUGCAAGCAUUGUUUGAGCUACCUGUCGCCAAAAGAGAAUGUGCAGCUGAUCUUCAUUCAUUGUUGGAUGCCUUCGAGAGGAUCGUGAAGACCUUGGACCAGGUCACUCCGCAACAAGCCGACUACAAGGAUAUGCUACUAUUACACCUGCUGUGCUCACGAUUGGACAACACUACUAGGAGGAGUUGGGAGGAAUUUUCUUCCACCAAGGAAAGCGACACCGUAAAGGAUCUCACAGAUUUUCUACAGCGGCGGAUUAGAAUCUUGGAAUCCAUGCCCAACAAGCCUGCUGAACAGAAGAUUGAUCCAACCCCAUCAAAAUACCCAAAGAAGGCACUCACAGUGAAAGCCUUCAAUGCUACGGUUCAGCAACCAUCGACGUCUGGAAAGUGUGUGGCUUGCUCGGAUAGCCACCUGCUUUACCAAUGCCAAUCGUUCCAAAAAAUGUCGGUUUCGGAAAGGGAUGCUCUUUUACGAAGUAACUCACUGUGCCGAAAUUGUUUUCGCCGAGGGCACCACGCAAGAGAGUGCAAUUCCAAGUUCACUUGUCGGCAAUGCAAGGCGAAACACCACACACUCGUUUGUUUUAAGGGGAAAUUGACCGAAAGCAAGCCAAAUAACAACACUGACCCGAAGCCAACAGUUACAAGUGAAGAGUCAACCGAUUCAAGAGUUGUGAACCUAGCGACCACUACUACUGUAUCCUGCAACACUACUACUACUUCAUCGACGGGUGUUUUACUGCUCACAGCGAUCGUUGUUUUGGAAGACGGUCAAGGUCACAAGGUUCGUGCAAGGGCACUAUUGGAUAGCUCAGCUGAAUGCAAUCUGAUCAGCAAGCGGGUCAGAAGGCUUUUGACGGUCAAGGAGGAGAGCAGUAUGGUCGACGUUAUUGGGAUCCAAGGUUUGGCUACAAGAGUGCAUGGAAAGAUUACUGUGCUUGUACACUCCCGGGUCACGGAUUUCAAACAGCCUAUGGAAAUGUUGGUGCUACCCAAAAUAGCAGCCCAAAUGUGUACAGCAUCGAUAGACGCAAGCAAAUGGAAUAUACCUAGCGGAAUAGAGUUAGCAGAUCCAAAUAUUCUGCAGGAUGAAACCGUCGAUUUAGUGCUAGGAGCAGAAUCAUUUUUUGAAUUCUUUUCGAGCGACCGACGUAUACGAUUGGGGGAGAACUUACCAUCAUUGGUCGACUCAGUCUUUGGAUGGGUGGUUACAGGACGAUAUUCAGUGGAUGGCCCUAUUAAAUCUGUCUUGUGUGAUGUUGCGCUUACGAGUCGGUUAGACGAUAUGUUGGAGAAGUUCUGGGAAUGCGAGGAGGUCGACUUGGGAAGUAACUACUCUCCGGAAGAGGCAAGAUGCGAGGAUUAUUUCAUACAAACAACCCAGAGAGAAUCCUCAGGUCGGUAUAUAGUGUCUUACCCCAAAGAUGACGAAAUGGUAGCCAGGUUGGGCGAGUCUAGAGUCACUGCAGAAAGAAGAUUCUUGCAGUUAGAAAGGCGGCUAGCUCGGGAUACAGGUCUGCGAGAGCAGUAUAUAUUGUUUAUGCAAGAGUACGAGACGUUGGGUCAUAUGAAAUUGGUUUCCCAGGAAGAAGGUAAGGACGUCGCUCGCUGUUUUCUUCCACACCAUCCAGUUGUGAAGAACGAAAGUACCACAACCAAGGUGAGGGUGGUAUUUGACGCCUCGGCCAAAACUACCUCCGGCAUUUCUCUGAACGAUAGUUUAUGUGUUGGCCCGGUCAUUCAAGAGGAUCUUCGUUCGAUUAUUUUACGCUGUCGUACUCGCCAAGUAAUGUUAGUUGCCGACAUAGAGAAAAUGUUUCGGCAGGUUGUCAUUUGCCCUCAAGACAGACACCUUCAAUCUAUUCUAUGGCGCACCUCACCCGACGCUCUGUUGUCGACGUAUGAGCUUUCGACGAUUACUUAUGGUACCAAACCCGCACCGUUUCUUGCGACGAGAACUUUGGUGCAACUGGCUAAGGAUGAGGCGGUUCGGUUCCCGUUGGCUUCGGUUGCUAUUCAAGAGGACUUUUAUAUGGAUGAUGCCAUUACCGGAACCGACGAUCCUGACACAGCAAGGGAGUUGAGGAUUCAGCUGCAAGAGAUGCUAAACUGUGGUGGUUUUAGAUUACGAAAAUUCGCAUCCAACUGUAAAACAGUAUUAGAAGGACUUGCCGAAAAGGAACUUUCGAUUCAAGCAGCAGAUGGAAUCAGUUUGGAUACUGACCCUAUGGUUAAGGCAUUGGGAUUAAUUUGGAUGCCCCAUAUGGAUGUCUUUCGGUUCAAAUUCCAGACAACACCACUUGUGCCGGAUGACCAGCUGACAAAAAGGAAGGUUUUAUUAAUAAUUGCCACCCUAUUUGACCCUCUCGGGCUCAUCGGAGCAGUUAUUACUCGUGCCAAAAUUUUCAUGCAACUGCUCUGGCGAUUGGAGGAUGAGAAAGGGGCCCAACUGUCCUGGGACUCACCACUGCCUACAAACGUUAGCGAUGAAUGGAUACGAUUCCACCAACAGAUACCAUUACUCAAUAACCUUUAUAUUGAGCGGCUAGUGAUGUUGGAGAAACCAAAAUCAACUCAAAUACACAUAUUUUCGGAUGCGUCGGAAAAGGCCUACGGAGCUUGUGCUUACGUCAGGACCGAAGACUCGUUAGGAAGGAUUAAGGUGGCCUUAUUAUCAUCUAAAUCCCGAGUCUCACCGUUAAAAACACAAUCUAUUCCUAGAUUAGAGCUAUGUGGUGCUUUGUUGGCUGCGGAGUUAUAUUCGAAAGUGAGGAAAUCCAUCAGAUGCCCGGCUGACGUUUUCUUUUGGACUGAUUCUUCCACGGUUCUACGUUGGCUGCUUGCAUCGCCCUCGACUUGGACAACCUUUGUGGCGAAUCGGGUGUCCAAGAUACAAUCACUCACGGAGAACUGCCAGUGGAACCAUGUGCCCGGCGAGCACAAUCCUGCUGAUCUAAUUUCGAGAGGAAUUUCCCCAGAAGAUAUCCUAGACAAUCAUCUUUGGUGGAAAGGCUCAAGUUGGCUAUCUACGAGCUCUGAGAAUUGGCCCAGACAACAAGUUUGGUCAUCGGAAGGUGUUGAGGAAGAGAGGAAGCGUAUCGUACUCGAGACAACUACCGUGAAUACCAGCUUCAUCGAUUGGUACAUAUUACGAUUUUCUAACUAUACAGCAAUGGUGCGACGAACGGCAUACUGGCUUCGGUUUUUGAGCAACCUACGGAUAACGGAGAAGGAAAGGCGACAGUUCGGUCCUCUAACGACAACGGAACUGCAAAAGGCAGAAUUUAGAAUUCUACAGAAGGUUCAGGCAGAAUCAUUCAGCAGCGAACUCAAGGCGCUAACCAACGGAGAGAGUAUGCCACGAUCAUCACCGUUACGUUGGUAUAAUCCAUUCAUUGCACCCAACGGUAUCUUGCGGGUAGGGGGGAGGUUAGGGCAAUCGAGAGAGUCUGAGGAUACAAAACACCCUAUCGUGCUUCCUGCAAGAAACAUGCUAACUAAACUUCUCAUGCGUCACUACCAUGCUAAAUUGAUGCAUGCCGGGCCACAAUUAAUGUUGAGUACCAUUCGGCUGCGGUAUUGGCCUCUUGGGGGAAGGAACGUAGCGAAAGCGGUAUGUCAUCAGUGCAUGCGGUGCUACCGCAUGAAACCAAAGGCGAUACAGCAAUUUAUGGCGGAAUUACCAGCACCCAGAGUAGCGGCAGCGAGACCCUUUUCGACGACAGGCGUCGACUAUUUCGGGCCCGUUUAUGUGCGACCAGGAUACCGACGAACAGCAGUGAAGGCGUAUGUGGCCGUGUUCGUUUGUUUCUCCACAAAGGCGACACAUCUGGAGUUGGUCACGGACUUGUCGACAGCACGUUUCAUCCAGGCAUUACGGAGGUUCAUAUCACGAAGGGGCAAAUGUGCUAAUCUGUGGUCUGACAAUGGCACCAACUUUGUGGGAGCGAGGAACCAGAUGAAGGAGCUUCUACAGAAUCUGAAAAACAAGGAGCAUCAUGAUGCGGUUGCGAAAGAGUGUGCGGACGUCGGAAUGCAAUGGAACUUCAUCCCACCCGGUGCUCCACAUUUUGGGGGCCUCUGGGAGGCUGCAGUACGAUCGGCGAAAACACAUCUGCUGAAGGUGUUAGGAGAUUCUACGGCUUCUUACGAGGAUAUGGCAACACUACUUACCCAAGUGGAGUGUUGUUUGAAUUCGCGGCCACUAACCCAACUUUCGGAUGAUCCCAACGAUCUUCAACCACUGACUCCAGGACACUUCCUGGUCGGAACGGCCAUGCAAGCAGUACCAUCGGCGGACUACACUCAAACAGCGAUAGGGAGGCUAAAUCUGUGGGAGACAGUACAACGGAGACUUCAAGACUUUUGGAAACGAUGGAGGACCGAAUAUCUGGUCCAACUACAAGGAAGAACCAAGUGGUGGAAACCUCCUGUUGGCGUGAAGGAAGGCAGUUUGGUGGUGAUACGAGACGAUAACCUACCACCCACACGCUGGAGGAUGGCCCGAAUCAUCGAAACACACCCAGGUCCGGAUGGUGUGGUACGAGUGGUGUCUCUACGGACGACGAACGGGAAGGUGGAAAGACCGGUAGAUAAAAUCUGCAUCCUACCGGUUGCAACUUCGACGGAAGAAGGAGAAACCGACCGAGACGACUGA